AUGAAUACCCAGUACUUUGACGAAAUAACUGCCAUUGGGUAUAUCUUGACCUUGGCCAAGCAACACUACCCAGACGCAGCUCCAAACCGCGAGCCAUGGCAUGUAAAAGUCUCCAGAGCCCAUCAUCUCAUCGCCCAGCCAAUCCAUCGACGGAGGAUCCAGAUGGCCCACCAAGUGCACCCAUCGUACAGGCGCAAGUAUAGCAGGGUUGGGGAUUUGGGGUCCGACCUUGCAUGUAGUCGUACUGGUUCCCCAGUGGCGGGCUUAUUUGCUGUUCGGAUCCUUGCCCAGUGCCUUCGUGCACUGCAGAAGGCUCUUGUCGACGAUACUCAGAUAGGGGUGUCAUCGGUGGGAAGGUUGGCCGUGCUUGAUGUCGAUGGAGACGUCCGUGCCUGCACACUGCUGGCCUGUCGAGCGAUACGUUCGAUGGGAUGGAUUGUCGCGGGCGAAUUGAGAGGUCGGGUGGAGGGUUCGAGGGGCUGCCGAUCUCGAGGGACAAUGUGGAAGGGCGCGUAUGUGGACUAUAAGGAGGUUAGCAGCGGUUGGCGACGAUGUACAUGGCAAGGCUUGCACGAUGCUGACCUGUUCAGCGAGAGCUUUGACGCGAUUAAUGUGGAUAAAGUGAGAGGUUGA
Molecule: messenger RNA, 633 nt
Organism: Ilyonectria robusta
Lineage: Eukaryota; Fungi; Ascomycota; Sordariomycetes; Hypocreales; Nectriaceae
Exons: 1
Coding region: 1-633 (210 amino acids)
Source: RefSeq, a predicted model, not a curated record